AUGCCAGGUUUGUCAAAUGUGGUGGCUGAUGCACUCUCUAGAGUAGAAGUCAUUCGUCUUCCUCUUGAGUUAGAGCUCCCAGAAUUGGCCAAGGAGCAACAACAGGACUCUGAGCUCUCAGAACUGCUGAAAUCUCCUGCCCAUUCUCUCAAUCUAAGACCCAUUGAAUUGGGUCACAGCCACACUAGUCUUUAUUGCGAUCUCACCGGUAAGAUAAUUCGUUCUUUUAUUCCUAAAUAUCUUCGUAAAAGAAUCUUUGAUUUAACUCACUCCGCAUCUCACCCGGGUACUAAAGUUACUGAUCAGCUCAUCAGACAAAAGUACGUGUGGCCGAAUAUGCAUAGAGACAUUGCCACUUGGUGUAAAGGUUGUCUCAAUUGCCAGCAAUCAAAAAUCUCCAGACAUGUCAAAAACGAGCCUUUACAAUUCAUCGCUCCAGAUGAUCGGUUUCGCCAUGUCCACAUGGACUUGGUUGGCCCUCUUAACACUUCCCAAGGCUACUCUUACAUUCUCACAAUGAUUAACAGAUUCUCUAGGUGGGUGGAGGCUGUGCCUCUCAAAGACAUAUCCACUGCGUCAGUUCUUCGAGCGUUUCAGGAAUCCUGGAUUGCUCGCUUUGGGGCACCCAGAUUUUUGACUACCGACCAGGGAUCACAGUUCGAAUCACAGCUCUUUCAAGCCUAUUUUUCUUUUCUCGGUUGUCAGAGAAUAAGAACAGUGGCCUAUCAUCCUGCUGCUAAUGGCAUGAUUGAGCAGUGGCAUCGCAGCUUUAAGGUGGCCGUGAUGUGUCACAAUAAUGCAGAUUGGGUCAAACUUUUGCCUACAGUGCUUCUUGGUCUGCGUACAGCAGUAAGAAGUGACACAGGUGCUUCCCCUGCGGAUUUUCUCUAUGGUACAAAAAUUAGGGUACCUGGUGAACUUUUUCUUCCCAGUGAUUUCACUGCUGAUCCUCAGAUCUUCAUCGAGGACUACAGAGAGCAUAUGAAAAAACUCAGACCUGUACCCGUCACACACAGAUAUAAACCUCGCGCUUUCUUUUUUAAAGAUCUAUACACCUGUUCACAUGUUUUUCUGCGAACAGCCGCAGUCAGGAAACCUCUGGAAAGGCCUUACACUGGUCCUUACAAGGUUUUGGAGAGGAUCUCAGAUCAAGAUUGCAAAAUUGAUUAUAGGGGCACCCCUCGGGUUGUGUCGACCGAGCUUUUAAAGCCAGCACAUUUUGUCCCUAAUGACUUGGUUACUCCGGCGCUUACUAAGAGCCAUCAGAAGGUUCAAGUUUCGACUCAUCCUAUCCCUAUCCUUAAAACCUAUAGUAAUAAGAAAAAAGUGACCUUUGACACUUCUGUUAAGUAG
This is a messenger RNA of Copidosoma floridanum, 1353 nucleotides long. RefSeq lists its product as uncharacterized. The record is from RefSeq and is a predicted model, not a curated record. NCBI's taxonomy places the organism in Eukaryota, Metazoa, Arthropoda, Insecta, Hymenoptera, Encyrtidae.